Messenger RNA from Microdochium trichocladiopsis, 1279 nucleotides. Its product is annotated as Spermidine/spermine synthase. The coding region runs from base 163 to 1044 and encodes 293 amino acids. Gene Ontology annotation, molecular function: spermidine synthase activity. NCBI's taxonomy places the organism in Eukaryota, Fungi, Ascomycota, Sordariomycetes, Xylariales, Microdochiaceae. The record is from RefSeq and is a predicted model, not a curated record. Gene Ontology annotation, biological process: spermidine biosynthetic process. Gene Ontology annotation, cellular component: cytosol. The transcript is spliced from 5 exons.
CGGCGCCUCACGCUGCAACCAGCCCAAAAGUCGCAUCUCCCACUGGCUUCCCCUCUUGCUCCUGCACCACCAUCACCAUCAUCACCACCACCACUACCACUGCUUCUGUCCUCUUGUUGUUCAGCGUCCUCUCGUCGUUUCAACCAGCACUCCUAUUCCACAAUGGCCGAAAUUGUUCACCCCACCAUCAAGGAUGGCUGGUUCAGAGAGAUCUCUGAAAUGUGGCCUGGCCAGGCCAUGACUCUUCGCGUCAAGAAGGUCCUGCACCACGAGAAGAGCAAGUACCAGGAUGUCCUCAUCUUCGAGUCCACCGACCACGGCAACGUCCUCGUCCUCGACAACGUCAUCCAGUGUGUCGAGCGCGACGAGUUCUCCUACCAGGAGAUGAUUACCCACCUGGCCAUGAACUCCCACCCGGACCCCAAGAAGGUCCUUGUCAUCGGCGGUGGCGACGGCGGUGUCCUGCGCGAGGUUGUCAAGCACGAGUGCGUCGAGGAGGCCACGCUCUGCGACAUUGACGAGGCCGUCAUCCGCCUCUCCAAGGAGUACCUUCCCCACAUGGCCGAGGGCUUCAAGCACCCCAAGUCCAAGGUCCACGUUGGCGACGGCUUCAAGUUCCUCGAUGACUACAAGAACGCCUUUGAUGUCAUCAUCACCGACUCGUCCGACCCCGAGGGUCCCGCCGAGAGCCUCUUCCAGAAGUCGUACUUCCAGCUGCUGCACGACGCCCUCCGCCCCGGCGGUGUUAUUACCACCCAAGCCGAGAACCAGUGGCUGCACCUGCCCCUGAUCACCCAGCUCAAGAAGGACUGCGGUGAGGUCUUCCCGGUGGCCGAGUACGCCUACACCACCAUCCCGACCUACCCGUCGGGCCAGAUCGGCUUCAUGGUCUGCACCAAGGACGCCGACCGCGACGUCAAGAAGCCCCUCCGGUCAUGGAGCCCCGAGGAGGAGGCCAAGCUGUGCCGCUACUACAACGCCGAGAUCCACAAGGCCAGCUUCGUGCUGCCGACCUUUGCUGCCAAGGCCCUUGCCAAGCAGUAGACUGAUGGCCUGCGGGAGGAAUUGCAUAGCUGCUGGACCUUGGGAAACAAGAUUGAUAGUGCAGAUCGAGGCUGAAGGAUAGCUGCCCCGAUUAUCUUGGAAAGAUCGGAGCAUGCAAAGUGGUCACGCAGCUGUCGAGGUCGCAACUAGAGACGGCCCAAAGUACCAAUGCGGCGAGUGGUAACUCCAGGCUGAAAAAAAAAGGAAUAAAAAAAGAACAAAAAUGAUCAGAGCA